Messenger RNA from Esox lucius (northern pike), 2420 nucleotides. It is a transcript of the gene ywhag1, whose product is annotated as 3-monooxygenase/tryptophan 5-monooxygenase activation protein, gamma polypeptide 1. NCBI's taxonomy places the organism in Eukaryota, Metazoa, Chordata, Actinopteri, Esociformes, Esocidae. Gene Ontology annotation, molecular function: protein kinase C binding. Gene Ontology annotation, cellular component: cytoplasm. Gene Ontology annotation, biological process: signal transduction. The transcript has 2 exons. The coding region runs from base 138 to 881 and encodes 247 amino acids. The record is from RefSeq and is a predicted model, not a curated record.
CCGUCGGCACGCGCAGACAGCAGGGAGCAGCUGCAGGAAGAGGACGUCUGUUAACGUUUCUCUGCAUUGCUGAGCGUGACACAUUACCGUUGAAACUUUAAACAUUUGCGAAUAACAUUGUACCAACGACAACUAAAAUGGUAGAUCGCGAGCAAUUGGUGCAGAAAGCCAGGUUGGCCGAACAGGCUGAAAGAUACGAUGAUAUGGCAGCAGCCAUGAAAUCGGUGACCGAGUUGAAUGAGGCCUUGUCAAACGAAGAGAGAAACUUGCUCUCCGUGGCCUACAAGAACGUGGUGGGGGCGCGGCGCUCGUCCUGGCGGGUCAUCUCCAGCAUCGAGCAGAAGACCUCGGCGGACGGCAACGAGAAGAAGAUCGAGAUGGUGCGCGCGUACCGCGAGAAGAUCGAGAAGGAGCUGGAGACAGUUUGCCAGGACGUGCUCAACCUCCUGGACAACUUCCUGAUCAAGAACUGCAACGAGACGCAGCAUGAGAGCAAGGUGUUCUACCUAAAGAUGAAGGGCGACUACUACCGCUACCUGGCGGAGGUGGCCACGGGCGAGAAGCGUGCCGGCGUGGUGGAGUCCUCCGAGAAGUCCUACAGUGAGGCCCACGAGAUCAGCAAGGAGCACAUGCAGCCCACCCACCCCAUACGCCUCGGCCUGGCGCUCAACUACUCCGUGUUCUACUACGAGAUCCAGAACGCGCCCGAGCAGGCCUGCCACCUGGCCAAGACCGCCUUUGAUGACGCCAUCGCCGAGCUGGACACCCUGAACGAGGAUUCCUACAAAGACUCAACGCUCAUCAUGCAGCUGCUUCGGGACAACUUGACACUGUGGACGAGCGACCAGCAGGACGACGAGGGAGGCGAGACCAACAACUAAAGGGUCCCUACAAGGGGACCCCCCUGUGUCCUGUUUCAGCCAAUACACACAACACACCCGCUCACAAAUGACAACAAAUUAAAAAUUACAAUAAAAUACGUUCUUAGAAAUUUUAAAAUGUUGGCUGGUGGAACUUUGGCAGCAACUUUCGCCGGCUGACGUCUGCAGCUGCAGUACUUUAUUUUUCCACGAAUUUAAAAAGAGAUGAAAAAUUUGAAUUCAAAAGAGGAUUGGGGGGGAGUGGAUUUGAGAUUUUAGUGUAGUUGGAGGGAAAACAAUAGAUGAACCCCUUUCUACUUGAUUGCCUCAGCAACAUUUGCCAAAAUACCACUUGAGAGGUAGAAGGCUUGUGUGUCAGUCAGUCAGUCGGUGAGUACAGUGUGGCUGUGAGGUUAUCAGUGAUAACCUCACACUGGCGUAGAGACUGUCCUUAUGGCGCUAAAUGAAGUGGAGCUGCUUAUUUAAACUUACCUGGCGGCAGAGGAGGAGUGUCCAGAAUCGUGAGGGGAGAUCGAAGCUUCCGCAAAAAGAAAAUUAAUAUAUAGAGCAUUAAAAAAAACUUGAAUGUCAUCGCCUCGCAAAAAAAAAAAAAGAAAGUGUUGCAAAUAGGUUCCCGAGCGGGAGAGCGGUGUCGUACCUAAAGCUAGCCACCUUAGACGUAACAACAUGGAAUCCCAAAGGUGUACGUCUCCUUGUAAUGGUCGUUGUUGUGUUCUCCGUGAUUGACAUACGCAACUGAUGAUCUGUUCCCAUGAUUCCAGGAUUACAUUUGUACCCAGUCAAACUAAAGUAGGAAUACAGAGAAUAUAUAGCCAGUACAGCACUCUUAUGCGCUAUGCGAAACAUAACCAUCUCUGAGCAUCUGGUUUGUUAUUGAUAUUGUUGUUAGUCGUCCCUUACUACUAACGUGGAUUUCAGACGAAUAUUCUAAAUACAAAGGAAAUUACUAAAACAAAGAAAUGAAAAUAUACUGUGGAUGUGUUUUGAAUUUAAAAUUGUUAAACUGAAUCUUGCACCCUAAAAUACGCUACAUUUAUGUUUACAAAAAUCACUUGAAUCCCUGAAGUGACAGUCGACUGGAAGCGCGUGCUCUAUCGGUGGACAAAACAUGUUUUUUUGGACAGAGCUUUGGCAACAUAAAAUGGAGGAUGAAUCAAAAAGCAUCUUUGAGGUUUGUGGAUUUUCUUUUCGUGUUGACUUUUUUCAAUUGUCAGGAAAUGCACUUGCAUAUACUGUUUCUUCAGUGUAAGACGAUAACUGCUCCAAUAUUCUCUCUGAUACAAUAUUGUGCAUGCCGGUGAUGUAGUUAAACAAUAGCUUGACUUCAUUAUUAUUAACUUAUACUAUAGACGUUAGGUAUUCAUAUGAACAUGAAAUUACUAGACUUCGAUCUCAUUUGUUUUCUAUUUAUCCUUUAUAUUGGAUCGUUGAAAUGUUACUUUAAUCUGUGUUUUCUUUACUCCAUUUGCUGAAAGUACGCUAUACCAAAACGGUGAUUGUUAACAAUAAAUUGAUCUGUAAUGGAAAUUGCUAUAGUGA